Oncorhynchus gorbuscha (pink salmon) is the source of this 3312-nucleotide messenger RNA. RefSeq lists its product as uncharacterized. The coding region runs from base 411 to 2465 and encodes 684 amino acids. The transcript is spliced from 6 exons. NCBI's taxonomy places the organism in Eukaryota, Metazoa, Chordata, Actinopteri, Salmoniformes, Salmonidae. The record is from RefSeq and is a predicted model, not a curated record. Gene Ontology annotation, molecular function: protein dimerization activity.
GGCCGCCAUCCUCUGCUAGCCCGAAAGCCCAGCCUCCUCGAGUAGCUGGUGCAGUUUGAUAACACGGACCAGGCAGGACUGGAUAGCUACAGGAUUUCAGUGUUUGCAGCGAUACUAGAUACUUUGUUUAAUAGCAUGAUUCGUGUACGAGCAUCGUAGCUAGCUGAAACGCGAUAGCUCCAAGGCGCUCUUUUGGCAAGUCGCCUGUUUUAACCCAUCUAUUGUUGCGCGCGUCUGCCAGCGUUUUGAUUACAGUGAGUAGGAAGGAAGAAAACGCACACACCCCUCCGCUCUUAUGGUAGUGACUAGAGGGAGGCUCGGGAAAAAAAAGAAAGAAUAGGUAGAGAGAUCUCGAUUGUUGUCUUUUGGAAAGUUGAAUCUACUUCCGAGGAUAAAGGUUGGUCAUCCCAAUGGCGUCAAUUUCGAAGGUGUCCAUUCUGGAUUACUUCAACAUCGUGUUUGAGGGGGAGAACGGCAAGAUCGAGUCCAACUGUAAAGCAUGCGGCACCAGGAUACAGGCGAAGAGGAGCGUCACCUCCAACUUCGUCACUCAUCUCAAGAGGAAGCACCAGGCGAUGUACGAUGAGUUUGUAAAGAAGAAGGAUAUGAAGCGAGAAGCCUACUCCUCAUCUUCCUCCUCCCUCAAUCCCUACUCCUCAUCCUCCCUUCACAGCCUGGCCAACGGAGGAGGCCAUCGCUGCAAUCACUCCACCGCUGGAGGGGUGGGAGCAGGGGGAGGAAGAGAGGGAGCAGGAGAAGGGGUGACAAAGUUCCACAGACAUGACCCUCGCCAGGUGCUGAUCUCGGAGGCGAUAGCGAAGAUGCUGGUCCAGGACCUCCAGCCUGCCUCCCUGGUGGCUCUCAGAGGAUUCAGAGAGUUACUGCAGCUGUUAGAGCCUCGCUAUACCCCCGAGCCCCCCAGAUACCUCCACACCCAGCUCCUCCCAGCCUACGCCUACCAGGCCCAGCUGGCCACCAGACAGGCCCUGGCCUCAGCCCUCUCUCUCAGCCUCUCUGUCUCCCUCUGGAGGGGUUUCCUUGGGACCGCAGCAGGGGUUAACACUGGGUACCUGGGGGUGACCUGCCACUUCCUGUCGUCUGAUUGGCAGAUGCGUUCCGCCCUGCUGGCCUGCCUGCCUCUGGUUGGUGGGCUCUCGGCCAAUCGCGUGCUAGCAGAGUUCGAGGAGGUGUGUGUGGCGCACGGCGUUUCGGGCCGAGCGUUCCGUGUCGUGGCUGACCCAUUUCCCUCUGAAACUCACCCCUCUUGCCGCCUACCAGGGUUCUGUAUCCACGGCAACCCGGGAGAUGAUGCAGACGAGGAAGAGGAGGAGAGUGGGGAUGAAGGAGGAGAGAGGGAAGGAGAGGUAGAACAGGAGGACUGGUGGGAGGGAGGUCUGGGGUCUGGCAGGAUAGACUGUUUCUGUUGUUCUCUGGGUCAGUGUGUGAGAGAUGGGCUGCUCUCCUCCUCACCUCUCCUCUCCUCCACCCUGGCUAAAGCCUCAUCCUUCUAUAACUAUGUCACCUCCGCCGUGCCACACGACAAACUGGUGGGCCUGUUGGGAGGGGGGUUGGGGGGGGCGGGGAGCAGCAGGGCUGGAGAGCGAGACUGGGCCGUACAACUCAAGGUGUUGCGUGGUCUUCUGGACUCAGCAGAGUUCUUGGAGGAUGUGUCUGACCGGGCUGACCUGGUGCUGAGUGGCCAGGAGGUGGCGCUGCUCAGAGAACUCACAGACACACUGGAACCCUUUACUGAGGCCUGGGACAUGGUGCACACACACAGACAGGGUGACAGACACGUCUCCAUCAGUCUGGCUCUGCCCUGUGUCCUGGGGCUCCGUAAGCACCUGUCAGAGUGCGUCUCCCCCCAGCUACCCUGCCUGCUGCUGGGCUUGUCUCAAGCCGUAGAGCGCCGUUUGGCUCCCAUCCUGGAGGACCCUCUGUACGUCACCGCCACCACCCUGGACCCACAGUUCAAACUCACCUGGAGCUCAGACCCUGACUGGCACAGACAGGUCCUCCUGGACGAGGUCACCAAACACACACAAACACAGGGCCCCAGCAUGGAGCUCACCCCCCAGGCCCAGUCCCCUGUCGCAGCUUUGUCCCCAGCCUCGUCCCCUCUUCCCUCCUCCACUUCGCUCAGCAGGCCCUGCAAGCUGUUCUCCUUCAUCAAGCAAAGGCCCACGGCGCAGGCAAAGAGCGUGGAGCAGGAGCUGGCAGGGUACCUGCGUGAGGAGCCCACUGAGGAGGAGCCUCUCCACUACUGGAGACGAAAGACUAUAGACUUCCCUCAGCUCAGCCAGGUGGCCAAGCGGGCGUUUACUGUGCCAGCUGGGACCUCCACCGUGGAGACCAUCUUUACCUCGGCCAGACACUGGCUCCAACCCGGCAGAGGCAGGGCUCUCCCCAAAAACCUUGAGACACUCAUCUAUCUCAAAACCAACUAUAGGUUACUGUGGACUUAAUGGAUCAGCCCUACACCAGAGGCACAAACACAGCUACAGAGACACAAACACAGCUACAGAGACACAAACACAGCUACAGAGACACAAACACAGCUACAGAGACACAAACACAGCUACAGAGACACAAACACAGCUACAGAGGCACAAACACAGCUACAGAGGCACAAACACAGCUACAGAGGCACAAACACAGCUACAGGCUGGUAAUGUUGUCCAUGUAACCCGAUGGAGACUCUCAAACUUGAAGACCAAUUACAGACUACUGUGGACUUCGACACAGACCGCUAUGGACCCAAACACUAUAGUCCAAUUAGCCUACAGGUUUCAGACCUAAACACUAUAGUCCAAUUAGCCUACAGGUUUCAGACCUAAACACUAUAGUCCAAUUAGCCUACAGGUUUCAGACCUAAACACUAUAGUCCAAUUAGCCUACAGGUUUCAGACCUAAACACUAUAGUCCAAUUAGCCUACAGGUUUCAGACCUAAACACUAUAGUCCAAUUAGCCUACAGGUUUCAGACCUAAACACUAUAGUCCAAUUAGCCUACAGGUUUCAGACCUGCAGUGCCUUGCAAAAGUAUUCACCCUCCUUGGUGAUUUGCCUACUUUGUUGCAUUACAACCUGUAAUUUAAACAGAUUUUUAUUUGAAUUUCAUGUAAUAGACAUACACAAAAUAGUUCAAAUUGGUGAAGUGAAAUGAAGAAAAGUAAUUUUUUAAAGAAUUCAAUAAAAUUACAAACUGAAAAGUGGUGCGUGCAUAUGUUUUCACCCCCUUUGCUAUGAAGACCCUAAAUAAGAUCUGGUGCAACCAAUUACCUUUAGAAGUCACAUAAUUAGUUAGAUUGUA